UCUUUCCAGUUCCAUCACGGAACAUGCAAGAACGUGAUUUGUUGGCUUCCGCCUCUUCUCGCUGUUCUGUGCUUGCCGUUUUGUGAUAGAUUAUUCACUCUCCUGCCGUGUGUACAGUCAGUUGCUUUGGAGUGCGGGGGUCAGAAGUCAAUGUGCAAAUUGAAAGUAACCGUGAAGUCCGGAGCCUGUGAUUGGCUGUUUGUUUUGGAGCUGUGACACACCAAGUGAACAGGAAGCUAGCAUCUAUAGGGCUAGCGUGACAACUACUGUGACUCCCAGCUGUGAGCGGCCCUCAGACUGCCAUUCUUUCUAGCAAAUUGGUUUCAUUAACACAUGAGUGAGUGUCGAGAUAGUAACGUUCAUCCUGGCAUGCCGCCUCUAUUCUGUGGCUGACGACAGCUUUCGGAGCAACUGUUAUCUAUUGCAGAACUUCGUAAGAGAUACUGAUUAACCCGUGAACCGUGACAAUGGGUUUACUGUUAUACAUGCAGUCAUGUGUCAUUGUGACUCUGUGCCUGGUUCCUGCAACAUCAUUAGGUGUGGAGCUGGAGCCAAGCUUUGAUGUUCCGAUGGUCAAUGUAACGGUUAAGGAAGGUACCACUGCUAUCUUGCCCUGUUCUGUAAAGUUCCUCGGACAACACCAGGUGGUGUGGACCGAUCAGCUGUCGACGUUGUUGACGUUUGAGGACCGGCGCAUCAUCGACGAUGAGCGUCUGAGUAUUGAAAGACCCUACACGAAGGACUGGAAUCUUCAUAUCCGUUCUGUUAGAUAUCGUGAUCAGGGAAUAUACAGCUGCCAAAUCAACACGAGUCCUGUCAAGAUCAAAACCAUCAACCUCAACGUAAUAGUGCCAGCAAAAAUUUUACCUGAGCUCUCAUCCGAGGACAUGGCUGUACGAGAAGGCGAGACGGUGACACUCAUAUGCAAUGUCACAGGAAUCCCCAUGCCAACCGUCACAUGGUACAGACACAAUCCCACCAAGGACGAUGUUAGCAAAGACAGUGAGUUCUGCCCAGGCACGAAUAAGAUCGGCAUCAGCGGAGAAGUCCUCCUCAUCCACAACGUCAGUCGGUACUGCGGUGGUAACUAUGAAUGCAUCGCCUUCAACGGUGUACCGCCAGCCGUAAACAGGUUGAUACGGAUUUCGGUUGAAUUUCCACCCGAGGUAAGCCUCCCUAACAAACGGAUUGGUCAAGACGUCGGUCGAGAGACAAUACUGGAGUGCAAGAUCUCUGCCUACCCCCAGGCGAUCAGUGUCUGGAUGAGGAAGGGGGUGGUGAUAUCCAAUGGUGGCAAGUACAGGGUGGAGAUAUAUCAUGAAGCGGAACAUACAAUGACCCUCAGUCUGAGGAUCAGGAACCUGGAGGACACUGACUUUGGCAGUUACACGUGCAUGUCUUCCAACUCAGUGGGGAAGGAUGCUGAGAAUAUGAUACUAUAUGAUUACUCAGCAAAUCGAAAAACGACAGCAGCAACAACGUCAAUAAUUCCAACUACGACAUCCCAAAGUUCAUUUACAACGACAACUAUUCCAAUUAUAACGUGGAACCCGCACGCAAGCCGUACGCCGGAUGGGAAACCAGGAGAUACAGUGGUCAACAUCGUCACCAGGAAACCUACGCCGAGGCCAGAUCAGAGGCCACAGUUAGAUCCGGGUAACUCUCUUAAAGCCUACAACACUAUCAACAACAAUAUGGCGACCCUGUGUACGGGUAGUCUGUUGCCUGUGUGCGCUCCUGGUGGCCCAGUACAGUCUAAAACAGUCCAAGGACAGGCACAUAAGAACAUUUGCUCAACCAGUGUAGUUUUAUGUGGAUUAAUAUUUGUGUGGUUUCAUAGCUGACUGUUUCUACGUCGUGUGAGGUAUGUGCUAUGCAAGUAAGGAAUGGAGCUUUAAUGCUAGCCUUGGUGAACCUGGGUUCAAAGUGAUAGCACCGACAUGGAACAGGAAGCACAGAGCACAUAAUCACAGAACAUGUAUCACCUACUGUGCAAUUAUGAUUUAUUAUGGCUGUGUAAACUGAAAACAGUUUUAAGAGGAGGAAGUGUUUUCAUAAUCAAGACAUGUCAUUAUGUGUUCUUCAAAACAGUCCUAAUUACGUUUAGGAGGGACUCUUGGCUCAUCACUCUCACAUGUUCCUCAACAUCCGUGAGCGAAAACAAAGACUUGUGUAAUAACACGUGUACAUAUAUUCUAAUAAACCAAAAAUCAAGGUGAACGUCAAAGUGCCAAGUUUUUUUUGUGUCCUAUAACGGUAUAAAGCUGACACUGUUUUCGAAAACAGGUUUAGCAUUCCAUGAUGGCUACGACAAGAACUCGUGUAGAAAUAUUUCUUCAACACAGUAACUCACGGUGAUGAAUAUCAACUAUUCCAUGAAUGUUUCCACUCCAAGGCUUGAACGUGUGGAUGUUCUAUGGACAAAUAGGGAAUCUGUAAAGACGCAUUGAUGACAUAAUAAUUAACAAACUCUGAGAAGACGAAUCAAACAGUCAUACCAGAAAUGCACCAAAUAUUCAUUGCAAUUUGGCUUUAGAUAUCUGGGCAUAGAGUGAACGUUUGUGUAAGGAUUUUACGCAGCUCAGUAUUACCAAAUACCUUAGUUCCAUAGACAAAAGCUAUGACGCCAAAGAGCAUCUUCAGGUGUUAAUAUGCUUCCUUGUUUAUAUUCUGGUUAUGUAAAUUCACGUGGAACUAACCACAAUGUAUAUUUACCAUGUGUUUGAGAUGCAUGCCUGUCAGUAGUGUACAUUAUCACAUAACGCUCAUUUUCUACUGCCAAUAUUGAUUGAUACGUUCAAGAAAUGUGCUAAUGAGAAAAGUACUCAGGGUUAAGCAAUACUGGGUCCACUGCGGUCACAUGUUUGAUGGCGGAAGUCAAACCAAAGAGCGACUAUGAAGAAAUUCUUUCUUUUUCAGAUAUAAAGAUCAUGUGCACUGUUUCCAAGGAGAUAUUGUCCUUCACGAUUACCAUUAACGCUUCAAAGAAUUAUAUUUGUUGUGUUGCAACUAGUGCCUCUUUUGUGGACAACAGCCAUUCCUCAGCCCAGACGACCCAAAGAUACAUCUGCUAAGUUAGUUUAAGACAUGCAGCACUUUGAAUAUAUUGUCACCCUUCUAUUACUGAGAUUCCUUUAUUGGGGCAAUAUAUAUUGACCGCGAACUUCACUCCUACUUCAGUCGUUACUGGUUGAGCAAGAUCUGAUGCGAGAACACCUUGUGUCGUCACUUUUACAUAAUUUUUCAAGAGUGUGUUUGGUUUGAUUGUGAUAUUUUCAUGCGAAAGAUAUACGAGUAUGAACAGACCUCUUUGAUUUAUAGACGUCUUUGAUUUAUGGUGACACUAGGUGUUGCGUUUAUCAGAUAUCUGCGACAGCGAUUACCUUGUCAAGAUGAAACGUUAUGGAUCAAUCAGUUAAUUACAUUUACAUUAAUUUAUUAAAACUAAACAAACAUCAAAGACGAUUAGUUUUCAUUGCAUUGCAUUUCAGAUUGUUGUUAUUGUUUUAAGGGCAAUCCUGACAAGGCCUACUGUUAUAUAUAUGUAUACAUACUGUACAUAGGAUAACUAUGUCAGUUUUGGAUUAUGAGUCGGUGAAUUGCGAUAUAUCUUAGCCUGAAAUGUCUUGACAAGCCUGUACAUAUUUUGUGACAUUUAGAUAUUUGGCACUGUAUAUUUAAAUUGCAUAUACAUGUUUGUAUAUACGUGAGUGUGACAAUGCGAGUUGAUAUUGUGUCGUAUCUAUAUCCUUUGCAAAUAUAAGUUCGCUAUAUAUUGCUGUGAUAACAUGUCUCUGCCUGUUUUCCAAUGUAGGGUAUCAUUUAAUCUCAAACGAUAGUCAGUCACAUACACUGAUGUAGAUUAUUGGAUGGCAGUAUCAUGGUGGCUCUAGGAUAAUCAUGACAAAGUCAUGAGUAGUAUGUUUGUAUAAGGAUUUAUGUUGCACUAUGAUAUGAAGUAUAUUUAUCAUCCAAAACUUGUCUUCCACGGGAGAUAUCAGUUGGGUAAAAUUAAGCUUCAUGUCCGAGGCGAUACUACGACAAUGAAAUUGCAUCACAAUACUUUGCAAACCACUGUUACGUCAUCGGGUACCACGACAUCACAAUCAGCGACAUCACGUAACAAAGGAUUACUAGAAUACAAAGGUAUCACAUGGAACAGUGAACAUACUAUCAUUCGAUUUUUUAGUUACUUCAAGGUGGAUAGAAAUAUACAGGUUACUAAAAUCCAGAUGUGAAGGAUACGUAGAUGUACAAAAAUCAGAAGGAAACGGGUAUACAUUGUUCAACUGGCCAGUUCAAUUUGUCAAAGAACUUACAUUGAUACUGUCUUUAUUACUAGUGUACAAUGUGAAAGUAGCACAGAUGCGAUUUUAAAGACCUCGUAUUUGGUCUGCGUAUGAUACCAUUCUUUUUAAACGUAAAAAGUGUUCUUAACUUAAGGUGUUCAUUUGUGUUAUACCAUUGCCCCGGUGUAUGGUCAUUUAGGGGUAUAAUAGAAUACUACCAAACUUAUUUAUUUGUCUGUAAAUAGAAAAUUCCUUUACAGAAAACUUUCCUUGAGACACUUUUCCUUGUUACGAGUAGGGGGGCGGCGGGGUAGCCUAGUGGUUAAAGCGUCCGCAAGUCACGCCGAAGACCCGGGUUCGAUUCCCCACAUAGGUACAAUGUGUGAAGCCCAUUUCUCGUGUUCCCCGCCGUGAUAUUGUUGGAAUAUCGCUAAAAGCGGCGUAAAACUAUACUCACUCACUGUUACCAGUAGGGUUCAUGUUUACCGAUCAUGAAGAACUUAUUUUUUUCAUUUUACGUUUGACAGAUGAAGACUUCAAACAAGGUAAUGCUGUCAUGUAAAUACGAUGCAGCUCUUUCCACAGUGUGCACGCAAUGCGUUUUACUGUUGAUGUUAACUUGCGGAAAUUGAAUUGUACAUCGUUUUGCCAUGAUAUCAUAUGAUUAUGCUGUAUGUCAUUACCAUGCUCAUGCAGUCAUUUAGAAUAAAACAUUUUUGAACUUA
Haliotis rubra (blacklip abalone) is the source of this 5014-nucleotide messenger RNA. Its product is annotated as limbic system-associated membrane protein-like. The transcript has 8 exons. Lineage: Eukaryota; Metazoa; Mollusca; Gastropoda; Lepetellida; Haliotidae. Bases 468 to 1844 code for a protein of 458 amino acids. Gene Ontology annotation, cellular component: neuron projection. The record is from RefSeq and is a predicted model, not a curated record.